AUGAAUGAGCAAGAACUUGGUAUCGACUCAUCAAUUCAACAGUUUAACGGAAGGUCUUUCAUUACAGUUGAUGACGAGAACCUGAAAGAGACUAGGGUAUUCGACGUCAACCCUGAUCCUAUAUUUAAGGUAGGGACACUAGUUACUCAAAAAGAUUUCUUGCUAGAAUCCCGCGGAACAGAAGGUGUAGUCGAGUACGUCAUGGCAGAUGUAGUUUACAGGAUAAGUGAUCACCUGAAGGGACUCAACUUUGGCAAAGCAAAGAGCUGGAACAUGCGAGGCCAAGACCAUUUCAUCUCUCUGGGUGAAGGUGUGCAGAUCUCGCCUCUCAUCCCCAGUCUGAGAGAUCGAGAGCUCACCAGAAUAGUCAUGUUGCCUCGUGGCCGCAGUCUCCGUUCCUGUCAGACAGUAAUGGAGUUUCUUGUAGGCAUUCGAGAUGCAAUCUUGGGACACCAACGCCUAUUUGUCAAGAAUAUACUGCAUGGCGAUAUCUCGGAUAGCAACAUAAUUCUGGUGUCCGCCGGUGGUGUGUCUAAAGGGGUAUUAAUCGACCUAGACCAUGCUGUCAAGGUUGGAGAAGCUACUGAAAAGAACGACAAUCCCAAGUUGACAGGUACCAUGAAGUUUAUGGCGCUUCAAAGACUUUACCAUGCAGCAAAGUUCAGGAAAUCCAUAGCACGUACUUACCAUCAUGAUCUAGAAUCAUUUUUUUACGUUUUUCUCGUGGGAUGUAUAGAGUAUGAAUAUCGCGAGGAAUCGGAAGAGGUGGAAACCCUACAUGACUGGUGCACUAAGAAUAUGAUGACAAACUUUCUAACUAAGCUUUCCUGUGUAACUUUCAUGCAAAUUAUCACACUCGAUUUGUUUUCGCCGAGUUUUGUGGAAUUGAAGAAAUUAGCCACCAGUCUACAAACGGUAUUAUUUGGAGACGGAGGAAUUGAUUUCCAAACGCCUGAUGACCACGAACGUAUUUAUAAAGAUAUGAUUACGGCAUUCAAUAAAACCAUUGAUCAGAUCAAAGGUAAGUUUAAAGAACUUUUCACAGUAGCUGUUCUCUUUCACAAGUAUCAUCCUGACAAGUUUUCCAUUAAUUAG
Molecule: messenger RNA, 1095 nt
Organism: Blumeria graminis f. sp. triticale
Lineage: Eukaryota; Fungi; Ascomycota; Leotiomycetes; Helotiales; Erysiphaceae
Source: the annotation of a GenBank genome assembly